AUGGCUGUGCAUGUACUAUCACAAAGGUGGGAUGUGAAAUGGGUUGCUGGAAAGGUUUUCAUUGCUUUGCUUCUUGUUACAGUCUCCGCUAAGAACACAACCUUAGAAUCCAAUGAGACCACAGGGGUUGGUACCGGUUAUUAUGCUAAAGUAUUUUACAAACACACUUGGCCGAGCAUGGAAUAUGGGUGGAAAAUAAUAGUGGGCACCAUGGUUGGAUUCCUAGGAUCAGCAUUUGGGAAUGUGGGAGGUGUUGGUGGGGGUGGCAUCUUUGUGCCCAUGCUAACCCUCAUUAUUGGAUUUGAUGCAAAAUCAGCAAUAGCAAUAUCAAAAUGCAUGAUUACGGGUGGAGCAACAGCAACUGUUUUCUACAAUUUGAGGCAAAGACACCCCACCCUUGAUUUGCCUGUGAUUGACUAUGACUUGGCUCUUCUUUUUCAACCAAUGUUGAUGCUUGGAAUCAGUAUUGGAGUUUCUUUCAAUGUGAUUUUUCCUGACUGGAUGCUAACAACCUUGUUAAUAAUAUUUUUCACCGGAAUUUCAGUUAAAUCCUUCUUUAAGGGUGUUGACACAUGGAAACAAGAAACCCUUAUCGUGAAGGAAGCUAGGAAGAAUUCACAGAUUGAUGGUAGGGGCGGAUCUACAUAUAUUGGAAGUCCUGAAGAUGCUGCACAUUAUAUUCAAACAGGAGACCCGGUCAAGGACAAUACCAAUCAAUCAAGGAAAAAAGUUUCUGUCAUUGAGAAUAUUCAUUGGAAUGAACUUGGACUUCUUUUCGCUGUCUGGAUCAUGAUACUUGCAUUAGAGAUUGGAAAAAAUUACACAACAACUUGCUCUGGGGUAUAUUGGGUGAUCAAUCUACUGCAGGUCCCCAUAGCUGUAGGGAUGAGUUCAUACCAGGCUAUGCGACUAUACAAAGGACAGAGAAUCAUAGGAUCCAAGGGAGAUCAACAAACAAAUUGGCGAGUGUUGCAGUUAAUUCUAUUUUGUGCUUGUGGCAUACUUGCCGGCACGAUUGCUGGUUUGUUAGGCCUUGGUGGAGGAUUCAUCUUGGCACCCCUUUUUCUUGGAAUAGGAAUCCCUCCUCAGGUGGCUAGUGCUACAUCCAUUUUGGCAAUGGCAUUUUCUGCAUCUAUGGCAGUGGUGGAAUAUUACCUUCUCAAACGUUUCCCAAUUUCUUAUGCUCUUUACUUUGUAGCUGUAGCCACUGCUGCUGCACUUGUUGGGCAGCAUUUGGUGAGAAAGGUGAUUGCCAUAUUGGGGAGAGCAUCUGUGAUCAUUUUCAUCUUAACUCUCACACUUUGUGUUAGUGCAGUUUUACUAGGUGGAGUAGGCGUUGCAAACAUGAUCAAGAGGAUUGAAAAUAAGGAGUACAUGGGGUUUGGAAACCUUUGCACGUACAAGGUUCAAAAAUAAAGUUCAUGAUGCCUAAUAUUUAAGGCCAGGGCUCUUUACUUAUACUGUAGUUUUGUAUGUAUACCGACGGUAACGAAGACCAAAUCUAAGUUCUUGUGUAUAUGCUUUAACCCUUAAACUAUUAGGGCAAUUCUAAUGAAUAUAUAUUGUCGGGAUGUGUAUUAAA
Molecule: messenger RNA, 1582 nt
Organism: Glycine soja
Lineage: Eukaryota; Viridiplantae; Streptophyta; Magnoliopsida; Fabales; Fabaceae
Product: sulfite exporter TauE/SafE family protein 3-like
Exons: 12
Coding region: 1-1416 (471 amino acids)
Biological process (GO): protein ubiquitination
Cellular component (GO): Cul4A-RING E3 ubiquitin ligase complex; membrane
Source: RefSeq, a predicted model, not a curated record